UGCCACAAGAAGAGUGACCUCUUGCUCUGUUUUCACCAUGGAGGACUCGGGAAAGACUUUCAGCUCUGAGGAGGAAGAAGCUAACUACUGGAAAGAUCUGGCUAUGACUUACAAGCAGAGGGCAGAGAACACGCAAGAGGAGCUCCGAGAAUUCCAGGAGGGAAGCCGUGAAUAUGAAGCUGAGUUGGAGACGCAGCUGCAACAGAUUGAAACCAGGAACAGGGACCUCCUGUCGGAAAAUAACCGCCUUCGCAUGGAGCUGGAAACCAUCAAGGAGAAGUUUGAAACGCAGCACUCAGAAGGCUACCGGCAGAUCUCAGCCUUGGAGGAUGACCUUGCCCAGACCAAAGCAAUUAAGGAUCAACUUCAGAAAUACAUCAGAGAGCUAGAGCAAGCCAAUGAUGACUUGGAAAGAGCAAAACGGGCCACAAUCAUGUCUCUGGAAGACUUUGAGCAGCGUUUGAAUCAAGCCAUUGAAAGAAAUGCCUUCCUGGAGAGCGAACUUGAUGAGAAGGAGAAUCUCCUAGAAUCUGUUCAGCGACUGAAGGAUGAAGCCAGAGAUUUGCGGCAGGAAUUGGCUGUGCAGCAGAAGCAGGAGAGGCCCAGGACCCCCAUGCCCAGCUCGGUGGAGGCCGAAAGGACAGACACAGCAGUGCAGGCCACCGGCUCUGUGCCGUCCACACCCAUAGCUCAUCGGGGACCCAGCGCUAGCUUAAACACACCGGGGACGUUCAGACGUGGUCUGGAUGACUCCACGGGUGGGACCCCCCUCACUCCUGCAGCGCGGAUAUCGGCUCUCAACAUUGUGGGAGACUUGCUUCGGAAAGUAGGGGCACUGGAGUCCAAGCUGGCGUCCUGCCGGAACUUCGUGUAUGAUCAGUCCCCAAACCGAAUGAGUGGCCCAGCCUCGGGGCGGGGGAGCAAGCACAGAGAUGGUGGUGAGAGACAGCCGAGCAGCGCUGGCGUGCCUCUGGGUGACAAAGGGUUGGGAAAACGCCUGGAAUUUGGGAAGCCGCCUUCAAAUAUUUCCACACCGUCGCUGCCGUCAGCCCAGGGUGUAGUCAAGAUGUUGCUUUAGGAAAUCCACGGAAGCUGAAGCCCCGGUGUGUCCGUGCAGGAGUCCUACCUUUCUUUCCCUCUUUAAACUAGGUUUUUGUGUUUUUAAGUUAGUUUGAGAAAUAGGAGCAGUCACAUUAGCCAAUGAGGCCAUCGCCCAUGGCCCCUGGUAGUUAUCCUGGGGAAAUGUCAUGAUCCCCAUCCUGCUUGCUGGUGUGGAUGGGGACAAACGGGACCCUCUGGAAAGGGCUCGGAGGUAUGGACGCCGAGGCUACCCCAUCAUUGUGAGCUGACCUGAGUCCUGAAUGGUUUUG
Molecule: messenger RNA, 1370 nt
Organism: Odobenus rosmarus divergens (Pacific walrus)
Lineage: Eukaryota; Metazoa; Chordata; Mammalia; Carnivora; Odobenidae
Gene: NDE1
Product: nudE nuclear distribution E homolog 1 (A. nidulans)
Exons: 8
Coding region: 38-1078 (346 amino acids)
Biological process (GO): establishment of mitotic spindle orientation; mitotic centrosome separation; vesicle transport along microtubule
Cellular component (GO): kinesin complex; kinetochore; centrosome
Molecular function (GO): microtubule binding
Source: RefSeq, a predicted model, not a curated record